Messenger RNA from Dinoponera quadriceps, 2166 nucleotides. RefSeq names its product coiled-coil domain-containing protein 174. The coding region runs from base 349 to 2142 and encodes 597 amino acids. The transcript has 2 exons. NCBI's taxonomy places the organism in Eukaryota, Metazoa, Arthropoda, Insecta, Hymenoptera, Formicidae. The record is from RefSeq and is a predicted model, not a curated record. Gene Ontology annotation, cellular component: nucleus.
GACCAAGAAUGUCGGUUGCAGUGCCGAAGCGCCCAAAGAGAACGUAACCUCGGUGAUAGAAAAAAUAUAACCUUAAAGUUGUAUCUGUCAUUUCGAGUGAAUUACGUAUCUUGUUAAAAGAAAUUUCACUCAUUUGUAGAAUGUUAUAAAAAAUAUUUUUAUAACUCUUGUAUAAUUAUAUCUAGAAUCUUAUACUUUGCGUCUCUAAAUAGAUAAAGAAACGUGCAAACGACAUCAAUCAACGGUACCACUGUUCAAGACGCUCGAGAGAAGUUUCUAUUAACCUCUUCAUACAAAGAGAGUGAUAUACAUUUAUCAGCGAUACAUAAGAUUGAUAAUAAUCCAAAUAUGAAUGUGACAAAAAAGAUAAAUGUGAAUUUUUCAUCCUUGGUUGGUCUGAAAGCCGAGUUGUUGAGAAAACAAGCUGAGGUAAACGAGGCUAAGUUGAAAACUGAGCCCAUCAAUGUAUUGCCACAGUUGAAUAAGAAAAGGACCAAAAAAACUAAUGUGGAGAAUACAGAAAAACAUAUAAAGGAAACAGUAGAUCCAGAAGAUAUUAUUGCCCAUAAAAAAUCAAGAUUGAUGUUAGAAGCUAAAACAAGAUUGUACGAAAGAUUGAAGAAAUCGAAGAGUAACAACGAUAAGUUCCUUGUUGAUUUUAAGAACAAGAUGGAUGAAUCCGAUGAUUUUGUGGAUGAGACAAUUAACGAUGAGUAUCCCAUAGAACCAGAGGAAAAUUGGGUGGAGUAUCAAGAUUGUUUUGGUCGUACUAGAAAGUGUUUGCAGGAGGAUCUCCCACAUAUGCAGAGGAAGGAUGAUAUUAUAAAACAGGAAAUAAUGAAGAGGAAUGCUAAUAAUACCAGGGAAGACGGUAACGAAGAACAAUACUCUACUGUUGAAGAAAAGGAACCUGAAAUCGAAAUUAUGAGACGAAAAUGGGAAGAGCAGACGCAAAAGCUCGCGGACAAGAUUGACAUACAUUAUCAAGAUAUACUGUUUGACGAAGCACGAACCCAUGGUGUUGGUUACUAUGCAUUUUCGCAAGACGAGGAGCACAGAAUAAAGCAGCAGGAGAACUUGGCGAACUUGAGGAAAGAGACAGAGAAGAAGCAGAAGGAAAUGAAGGACAUUAAGGAAUUGAAGGAGAGGAUGGAGCAAAAUAGGUUGAAAGCAGCGAGAAUUAGACAGCGAAUUAGGGCAGGCUUGCCAGCAGAACCUACGGAGGAAGAGCUAGCUCAAGAGAGCAAUUCUACCAUCAAAACAGGUAAUAUUGAUGUCAAGGAAGUGGAUGGUGAAUCUGUUGAGAAGGAUGAAGAAAAAUCUACCGAGGGACCUGAUGGUGAUAAGUCUGUUAAAGAAAUUAAUGCUACUAGUGAGAAAGUAAUAAGUGACGAAGAUAAGAUAAAAGCCUUUGAACAUCUCUUGGGCAAGAGAGAUCAUUGGCACGUUAUGUCACAAAAAGAAUGGGUAUAUAAAUAUAGAGCACAGAGAAUCAAGGAAUUCGCGCCAGUGUAUAGUAAUUUUAAAAGUGCUGGAUUUCACAAUAGUAGUCAAAGUAUUGGUGAACAGUCCAAUCAAGAAAAUAAUAAAAAACUCGAUAACUCAGAAAGUAAUUCCCAGAAAACCAUUCACAAUACCAAAGACAGCACUGAUUUAGAAAAACAUGAAGCUAGCGAUGAUUUUAUCGCUAUUAAUAAGCCAGUUUCAGUUGCUAGAGAUACUGGUGAUAGUCAGAAUAAUAAAGACAGUUUAACACAGUGUAAAGUUAGUGAAAAGGAUAACACAAGACAUGAACUACUUGGGAAUGUAACGAAAUCGACAUCGAAUCUUGCUACAAGUUUACCUAAUGAAUUGCAAUCUCAGAGACAAGCAACCGUCUCGUAUCCAUUAUCACACUUGUCCAGCAAAUAUUCGUGUGUUACAUAUGAUUAUUCCAAGGCACACGUAACGGAGGAACAUAAAUUGCCAAGUGCCAAGGAUAUUCCUUUACCUGGUGAAAACCUUACUACGUAUACAGAAUCCAAUGACAAUGCCACUCACAUAAGCAAGCAAGAAACAUUGCCACGCAGUAUAAAUGAGGAUAAUAUAAUGGCUGGUCUUAAAUAUUUAAGAGAAAAGUUUGAAGAAAAUCACAGCAAAUAAUAUAAAGUUUUAUUCAGUAUUAUU